Linum trigynum is the source of this 1062-nucleotide messenger RNA. The record is from the annotation of a GenBank genome assembly. Lineage: Eukaryota; Viridiplantae; Streptophyta; Magnoliopsida; Malpighiales; Linaceae.
CCGAAUGCUAGCCAUCUUGGACAAACAAGAGGCAAACUAUAGGAGAUGGAUGACAGAACUCGAAGCCAAGCUCAAUCGAGUCACGAUCCAGCGACGCACGAUCAACAACCGUCCAGGAUUGGCACCGAUUGGUUCAUCAACACCGGUCGCAGUCGAAGAAACUCUCACUGCUAUGGAGCCAUUGCCCACGCCACCAAUAGCCACCAUCACAAUGACCAAUGCGCCAUCUGCGGCUGCAAAGGGAGGAGCCACCGCUAUGAAGACUGAGAAGGAAGGAGAUAGCGCAAGCAAAAACCGACGACUCAUAUCAUAUCCGGGUCGUCAGGAUUCUUCACCGGCAGCGCGGCCGCGAGUAUUGGGGGCGCCGACUGCUGGAGGGAUAAGGCCAGAGCCGGGGGGCUGUCAUCUCGCUUGUCGCGCCGUCACAGAUGAAGCCAGAGAUAGAGUUUAGGGCAAUGGAGGAAGCUGGCUCGCCUCCUAACCGACGCCGGGAGGUCUGCUGGGGACCGUAAAAAGGAAAGAUGAUGGAGGGCGGCGAGGUUCUUCCCGCAACCCCUAAGUCAUCUAGGGUGGGCUGCACCUAGGGUGGGCUGCACCGAACAGUAGAGGGGAGCGCUGUUGGUUCGAGUUUCAUGGGCCGGACUGGAUUUGGGCCGACGAAAGCUAUUGAUAAGGCUGCAGUUUGUGACAAAUGGGGGCUAUGGCCUGACUACUUGGGAGGUCUGCUGGGGACCGUAAAAAGGAAAGAUGAUGGAGGGCGGCGAGGUUCUUCCCGCAACCCCUAAGUCAUCUAGGGUGGGCUGCACCGAACAGUAGAGGGGAGCGCUGUUGGUUCGAGUUUCAUGGGCCGGACUGGAUUUGGGCCGACGAAAGCUAUUGAUAAGGCUGCAGUUUGUGACAAAUGGGGGCUAUGGCCUGACUACUUGUCAGCCAGGAAAGAGACCUGAUGGGUGAGGGAGAAAAUGGGUUGCAUUCUGUAAAAGGGUUUGGGCCACAAAUGAGUGGCCUGUCUAGAGCUCCUUUGUAUGGGGGUGGACUCAGGAAAAAAAAGGGGAUGGUUUU